UUUUGCGUGCGAAACCAGAGGUAGGCAGAGCAGUGAGGCCAUCAUCACUCAAAGACUUGGGGAAGAAGACCGCGACCAUUCCUUUCCUCCAAAUAGGAGCGCCGUGCUUUGACAUUAAGACUCGCCCUCUCUCGCCCUCCACCGAGGAGAUCCGUGCACCGCCAUGGAUGGCUUCUCCUCCCACCCUCCUCGUUUCUUCGAGUGGCUCAAGCCUCCAUCCUCCUCUCCUCCGCCUUCUCCGGUUCGGCAGAAGGCCGUCAAAGAGGAAGACAAGGCGAGUAAGGAUACCGUCGCUCUGCGUAUCGGAUUGUCUCCUGCGUGGGGAGGCGUCUUCGUGGAGGAGGAGGAGGAGGAGAAGAAGAAGAAGAAGGUGGAGGAGCUGUGCGCUGUGGACAGCGGGAGUAAGUACUGGAUCCCAACACCGGAUCAGAUCCUCACAGGCCCAGUGCAGUUCUCUUGCUCCGUCUGCACCAAAUCCUUCAAUAGGUACAACAAUCUGCAGAUGCAUAUGUGGGGGCACGGAUCAGAGUACAGAAAGGGGCCAGAGUCUCUCAAAGGGACGCAGCCAAUGGCGAUGCUGAAGCUCCCAUGCUACUGCUGUGCUCAUGGGUGCAAGAACAACAUCAACCACCCCAGAGCGAAGCCACUGAAGGACUUCAGGACCCUCCAAACGCACUACAAGAGGAAGCACGGGGUGAAGCCCUUCAUGUGCAGGAAAUGUAGGAAGGCCUUUGCGGUGAGGGGAGACUGGAGAACCCAUGAGAAGAACUGUGGGAAGUUGUGGUCUUGCACUUGUGGGUCUGACUUCAAACACAAGCGGUCACUGAAUGACCAUAUCAGGUCAUUUGGCAAGGGCCACUCUCACUACCUUCCUUCGAAGAUUCCUCAAGGACAGCAGACAUGCAUUAUAAGGUUCGACAAUGGAGAUCUCAUGUGCAAGUAUGAAGCUUCCUGACAUGCCAAGCUGAUCAGAUCUCGUAGCAAACAACAUAGAAGGAGCCGAAGAAGAGGAUGAGCAGUAGUAUAAUAAUACCAUUAGGUGGUUUGUUCAUGUGAUGAAUAAGACAGAUAGAGAGAGAGAGAGAGAGAGAGAGAGAGAGAGAGAGAGAGAGAGUAUUAUCUCAGAAAAAGACUAUGAAGUAGGUGAAUUUUCUUCAUCUCAGUGCCAUGGCACCUAAGAAAGAGAUCAUUUGUAAUCUUCCUGAUGGAGAAAAUUUCCCAACUUCAUGGAUACCUUAAUUUCUAAAGGGAGGAAUAUUUCUUGUUUGCUUC
Musa acuminata AAA Group (dessert banana) is the source of this 1272-nucleotide messenger RNA. RefSeq names its product zinc finger protein WIP2. Gene Ontology annotation, biological process: regulation of gene expression; anatomical structure development. Gene Ontology annotation, molecular function: DNA-binding transcription factor activity. Lineage: Eukaryota; Viridiplantae; Streptophyta; Magnoliopsida; Zingiberales; Musaceae. Gene Ontology annotation, cellular component: nucleus. The record is from RefSeq and is a predicted model, not a curated record. Bases 164 to 955 code for a protein of 263 amino acids. The transcript is spliced from 2 exons.